GUGGCGCUGUCGCUGUGGAAAGAUGCGAUCAGCGAAGAGCGGAGGCUUUUCCUUAAUUGCUCAUUUCGGUAACACAGGCUAAAACAACCCCGAAACCAACCCUCCGUGGUCGCUGCUGUUUAAGCUAGAAGCUCCGCGCAUCCACCACAGCGUGUACCCAAGAAAUAUCGAUGUUGUAAGCAGACAACGCAGAGUUUACCCGGCGGUUUCGAGAGCUCCAGUAUGUCCAAGCGGCGCUCUUCGGAGAGGGGGGCUGGAGAGUCAUCAGGCAGGGCCAGCAAGCUGCAAUGUCCUGGGAUAUCCGGAAAUAACGCUAAGAGAGCCGGGCCCUUCAUCCUUGGGCCUCGCCUGGGCAACUCACCAGUGCCCAGCAUAGUGCAGUGUCUGGCCCGAAAGGACGGCACAGACGACUUCUAUCAGCUCAAAAUCCUUACGCUGGAGGAGCGAGCAGACUCUGCAGGGGAGACUCAGGAGGAGAGGCAGGGGAAAAUGCUGCUGCACACAGAGUACUCCCUCCUUUCCCUGCUGCACAACCAGGAUGGGGUCGUCCACCACCACGGCCUCUUCCAGGAUCGUGCCUAUGAAAUAGUGGAGGACAUGGAGGCCAACAAAGUGCGAAAGAUGAAGAAGCGGAUCUGCCUGGUGCUCGACUGCCUGUGUGCUCACGACUUCAGUGACAAGACGGCAGACCUAAUAAACCUCCAGCAUUACGUAAUAAAGGAGAAGCGGCUGAGCGAGCGUGAGGCCAUCGUCAUCUUCUACGAUGUGGUGCGUGUGGUGGAAGCCCUUCAUAAGAAAAACAUUGUGCAUAGAGACCUCAAGCUGGGCAACAUGGUGCUGAACAAACGGACUCACAGAAUCACCAUUACCAACUUCUGCCUAGGAAAGCACCUGGUGAGCGAGGACGACCUGCUGAAAGACCAGAGAGGAAGUCCGGCCUACAUCAGCCCCGAUGUAUUAAGUGGUCGGCCAUACCGAGGCAAACCCAGUGACAUGUGGGCCCUCGGCGUGGUUCUGUUCACCAUGCUGUAUGGCCAGUUCCCCUUUUAUGACAGCAUACCUCAAGAGCUCUUCCGCAAGAUCAAGGCUGCUGAAUACUCCAUCCCAGAGGACGGUCGCGUGUCGGAGAACACCGUGUGCCUGAUCCGAAAGCUGCUGGUGUUGGACCCUCAGCAGAGGCUGACUGCAGGAGAGGUGCUGGAGUCUCUCAGUGGCAUCAUCGCCUCGUGGCAGUCUGUUUCAUCGAUGAGUGGCCCUCUGCAGGUGGUGCCUGAUAUUGACGAUCAGGGCAAUCACCCAGAACAUCUGCAAGAGGCCAAGGCGAUAGAAGAGUCUUCACAGUACGAGUUUGAGAACUACAUGCGCCAGCAGCUGCUGUUGGCUGAGGAGAAGAACACUAUCCACGAGGCCAAGAGCAUUCUCACCAAGCGCCAGUUUGGCAGCAUCCCUCCUGUGAGACGCCUGGGCCAUGACGCCCAGCCCGUCAGCCCGCUAGAUGCCGCCAUACUGGCUCAACGUUUCCUCCGGAAGUAGUUCCCCUACCACCCAAGUCCGCCUCUCUGUGCUCCCUGGGGAGAUCAGAGAGGCUGAGGAGGAUGAGCCCCUAAAACUGAACUAGCAUACAGGAGGCCCAUCCUGAAACAGGGUACAGAUGGCCCCAUUUGGGCUUACAGUAAGCUAGGUGGAGCAGGUUUGAGGAGGGCUACAGAACAAACUAGCGUAUUUAAAACUCCACUCCUCGUGUCUGGAUCUUCCAGGGAAACAUGGAAAGCUCCGGAGGAAGAACUGAGCCAAAGGAUCCUUGCCGUCAGGUCCCCCACAGUCAGAUCUCACUGUGUAAACAGCCCUGAUGGUACAGUCCCACAUGGGGCUGAAAAGGCUCUGAGCUGAAGAGACUAUUAACCCCAUAUUCCUCCUCCCUUUGAGAUCUCCCCACUUCCCCCAACAACUCUGGGUCCCCAAAGCAAUACAGGACCUGAUGUAGCAACCCCCCUCUCUUCCUUGUGGUUAAUGGUAUUGCCUCAAGUCAGAUCUCCUGAUCACAGAUGUCACUUCUCUAUACCUCCAUUCCACACUGGUCCUCUCACGCCUCCCUCUUCCUGUCCUCUUUCCUGUACCGAAAAUGAUCCGGACUGGGUCCCGUCUGUAACUCUGACUUCAAAUCAAUCUACCUCUCUGUCUCUCUUCUCUGUUGGUAAACCAUGCUCACUGUUCUGAGACAAGGGAUUGUAACAAUGGAGUCUUGAUGCCACCAGUGACACGAAGCAUUAAUGUUUUCUGUCUGAGUGAUAAUGCUUAGAAACUUUAAGUGGUUUCAAAAGAAUCUGAAUAAGCUUUUUAUCAUAUUUACCUUAAUAAGUAGCAUUUCUCCCCUUCCUUUGGAUUGAAGAUACUGAAUAUCAAAGUAUGUGUACAUGCACGCUUUGAUAUUUGCAGAAUGCAUUGUCUCCGGCUUUUGCUCACCCCUGUGGAAAACUAUUUUUAGCAUCUAGGCAGCUAGUGUGAGGUACCUGGAAGUCACAAUGCCAAGAACUGAAUGGGAAACUGUUGGAUCCUCCCUGCCAAGGCAUAUUGAUGGUAACGCUUCCUCAGUGCCAUUAUGGUGGAGAUCAGGCACUGUCACGUUUCUAUUGCCAAAAAUCAUGUCUUAAAAACUACUCUUAGCCAAGGAUACCGGUACCCACAGCCUCAUUCAGAAUCAAAUGGCUUCCAGGUAUUCCAACUUCCCUGUUUCUCUUUACCAAGACAGAUCACGGGACAAGUGUUGUUCAGAAUGAAUGUGAACCGCCAUCCUCUGCUUUAGUGUGUGUGUGUGUGUGUGUGUGUGUGUGUGUGUGUGUGUGUGUGUGUGUGUGUGUGUGUGUGUGUGUGUGUGUGUGUGUGUGUGUGUGUGUGUGUGUGUGUGUGUGUGUGUGUGUGUGUGUGUGUGUGUGUGUGUGUGUGUGUGUGUGUGUGUGUGUGUGUGUGUGUGUGUGUGUGUGUGUGUGUGUGUGUGUGUGUGUGUGUGUGUGAACCAGGCGACAUCAGAGUCUGCGUGGCUCUCGAGCUGUUCACCUCUGACAGCCACAGACCCUUUUUUAAGCUAUCCUCCAAUCGUUGUGUUCUGUUAUCUGGCCUGCCUCGCUGGCAGACACUGUGAAAACCAGAGCAGGCUUCGCUGGGACGGGGCUUGACUGAAUGUUUUAAGCGAUAGCCUUGAAUGCUUUCUUAAGAUUGGGAUAUUCUUGGGGCACUCUCUCCAGCUCAACACGCCUGUAUUAUCUCACCAUGUAGGCUCUCUGACCAGAUGGACUAGCUGGUGGCCGGUCACCGAUACUGUAAUACUUCAUAGAUAAAUUAAAAGAUUUUAGGUUUGGUUCCUUGGCUACUUGCAUUCUUAGUUUUUUCAAUCAGAGUUUCUUAAAACCAUGGCAAAGCGACUAACCAGUGACUGUUAGGCAUCCGUACACUGCAACUUGCCUUCGCGUAAUGGUACCUGCUUCAGACUUCUUCCUAUUUAAAACGGAUUGCAUGAACAUAGGCUCUGGAUUACUUUUCAAAUGUCUUCACUUACUCUUUUUUUUCUUUGUAAUUUCAUGUUGAUUUAUUUAUUCACUUGUGUUGACCCCUUCCCCCAAACCACUGGGGCUUGUAUCACAGACUAGGCACAACUAAUGCCAGUGAAACAGGCCCUAAAACCCUCUCAGCUUUAAAAAAAAAAAAUAAGUGCGUUAACUCCAACAGUGGUUCUCAUUUUCGAUCCUCCACGGCCACUUACAUGGAAGAGUAGCAUCUGUUUUAUGUUUUUUCUUUUUGGAUUCCGAAAUAACUUCUUGCCAUUUAAACCACAACGUCUGUGGUCAACUUAAGCUACACUAAUGACGAGACUGACUCUGCAUAGUUAUAUUUUUUACGGAAAAACUAAAUGAUACUCGCACAUUAUCCUGAUUUACGGGAGGGUUUUUUGUAGUGUUGGUUUUUCUUUCUUUCUUUCUACCAUUUACACAGAACUCCCCACACAAAGCUGCACUCUUUGGUCAGUAUGUAAAUAUGUACCAUCAUGACUGCGCCAGUCGUAUUGUAUGUAGUUUCACCCAGUGAGAUAACCAACUCGGUUUCAACACAUGCCGAUUGGCGUGCAUUAUAGGCCACGUUGGCCUUCGACCACCACAUCCAGAGGCUCAAAUUCUAUGUAAAGAGAGCUGUCGGCUUUCUCCCACCUCAAUGUGAAUUCCAUGGGUAUACAGCAGUAUUGUAGUAGUCUAGGUUGUUCAUCAGGAAAGGGUAUUUCAUGAACACCGUAGCCAUUGCUGAAUGCUGACAUUAAGUGAACUGUGUCAUCUUCCAUGACGGCCAACUACAGAUUAGUAACUACAAGUUAAACAGACCCUUGAUGUAAAUGUAAUUUUGUCCCCCUUAUUAAUAAAAGGAAAAAAAAAAGUGUCACCUUCUAGCUAGCGGGUUGUACCACAUUCAAUGUUUGUUUUACAGAGUUGUAUUGCUAGACGGCGAUGUGGACUGAAAAGCAUGGACCUAGUGUGAGGUUCAACUCUGUGUAAAACAUGUGACUGUUGCAUGAUUAUAAACUCGCAAGGUGUUCGAGAAUUUGAAGAUAAUUUACCUCUUUUGUGUCCUACGGGAAACUACAAAGCAAAAUAGUAGUACAUUUUUGUUUUAACGAUGAUUUUCCCCCUGCUUCUAAAGUCCUAAGUCUUCAGUAUACAACCAGUAUGUUGCUGACUGUUUCAACUGGAGUAGGAUUGAAAUGUGGUGUAGUUUAAACCCAAUGGGAUAAUGUGUUGUAAGCUGCUUGGUCGGACAUGGGCAUCUAGAUACAGGAAAAUCUGCGUAAUUGUACAGAUGAUAAACAGCGUUUGUAUAAAAAACAUAUUUUUGUACUUCAUCAGAUCUCUACAUGCAUGUCAGCAAUAAACUUUGAUAUGGAAACAUUAA
Molecule: messenger RNA, 4932 nt
Organism: Eleginops maclovinus (Patagonian blennie)
Lineage: Eukaryota; Metazoa; Chordata; Actinopteri; Perciformes; Eleginopidae
Gene: stk40
Product: serine/threonine kinase 40
Exons: 11
Coding region: 223-1533 (436 amino acids)
Biological process (GO): protein phosphorylation
Molecular function (GO): ATP binding; protein kinase activity
Source: RefSeq, a predicted model, not a curated record